This is a messenger RNA of Daldinia loculata, 1202 nucleotides long. Its product is annotated as nitroreductase. Gene Ontology annotation, molecular function: oxidoreductase activity. The coding region runs from base 129 to 989 and encodes 286 amino acids. NCBI's taxonomy places the organism in Eukaryota, Fungi, Ascomycota, Sordariomycetes, Xylariales, Hypoxylaceae. The transcript has a single exon. The record is from RefSeq and is a predicted model, not a curated record.
CCCACCUAUGCCUACACUGAUUGUCUCUUAUAUUUGGCCACGAUGAAAAGAGAAAAGGGGCUCUUGGAGGUUAUAUGUCUACCUAACCUAGGAACUAAAACGAAAAUAGAGGAAUAAUAAACCACAAAAUGGCGAACCUCUCCUCCCUGCUCGAAGCUCGGUACGGUACCACCAGUAGCGGCAGCGCUGCUCCCCCCGCGGCCCCCAUCGCCGCGAACUCAACCCUCGAAACUCUGCUGCAGCACAAAUCCGUCCGUAAUUUUCUCCCGGACCCCCUAGCCCCGGGCACCCUCGAGCUCCUCACGGCCGCGGCCCAAAGCGCCGCCACAUCGUCCAACCUGCAACCCUGGAGCGCCGUCGCCAUAACCACGCCCUCCCUCAAAUCCCAAGCCGCCACACUAUGCGGCGACCAAGCGUUCAUCCGCGCCGCGCCGCUGUUCCUCGUCUUCUGCGCGGACCUCGCGCGUCUAACUACCACGUGCACACAGCACGGCACUCCCGGGACUGGUCUCGAGUUCCUCGAGAUGUACACUAUGGCCACGAUCGACGCAUCCCUUGCCGCGCAGAACGCGUGCGUAGCCGCUGAGUCCCUCGGGCUGGGCACGUGCUACGUAGGCGCGGCGCGUAACCGGCCAAGGGAGCUAGCUUCCCUGCUUUCCUUGCCGCCGCGCGUAGUCGCGCUAUUCGGGUUGGCGGUCGGGCGGCCGGACCCGGGAGCGCCGCCGGCGACGGUCAAGCCGCGGCUGGCGCAGGAUGAGGUGGUGCGUCGGGAGACGUGGGGACAGGCCGGCAGUGGUGGGCUGCAGGAAAAGGUAGCAAAACUGGCGGCGUAUGACGAGGCGCUAGCCGACUUUAAUGCGAAGCAGGGGCGCGGCGAUGCGCCGGCGUGGACUUAUCGGUCGGCGCAUCGCAUAGCGACGGUAGAGUCGUUGCACGGAAGGGACAUCUUCCGCGAGGUGCUAGAGGAGCGAGGUUUUGAGCUUCGGUAGGGUAUAGACGAGGUAAAGGACGUUGGUAAUCUAUAACACUUGAUAUAUAGAUUCCCUAGAUAUAUUCUUGACAGUUAUCAUCAUGAUUCGGACAUGGAAUCGCAACAAUUUCAUCACACUUUAGGUAGCAGCGAGGGAUAAAGCCCUACGAAGCCCCUAAUUUGCAUUCAUAGUCUAUCUACGUCGAGGAGGUAUCCAUAUCCCAUCCCUACC